This is a messenger RNA of Helianthus annuus (common sunflower), 2070 nucleotides long. RefSeq lists its product as uncharacterized. Bases 1 to 2070 code for a protein of 689 amino acids. The transcript has 3 exons. NCBI's taxonomy places the organism in Eukaryota, Viridiplantae, Streptophyta, Magnoliopsida, Asterales, Asteraceae. The record is from RefSeq and is a predicted model, not a curated record.
AUGUUCAAAACAUCACCACCCACUCAAAUACAAGUUCAAUUAACUCCUAGUUCUUCUGGCCACAAGACGUUUCCAACCAUUCCAGAAAAUCUUGAAGAUAUUGGAGAUUUCGGAUUUGCGAAUGAUGAACAGGUGAAAAAGUUAGAGAAGAAAAUGGAUGAUGUUUUAAAUGAAAACAAAAUAUUAGCAGCUGAAAGCAAGAAAGUGGCUGAUCGUGAAAAGAUUCUCGAGAUGCGUAUAGAUGUCGAUCAGACCGAGAUUGAUAUCUUAAAGGUGAGGGUGGCAGAGUUAGAAGAGGAAAAGACACGCCGAGAUGAACAGAACAAAUAUUUUGAGUUAAAGAACAAAGAACUGGAAGCUGCGAAGGCGUUGAAAGAGCACGAAUUCUAUAUGAUGAACAAAGUGAUAGAAAGUAUGCUCGGGAAGUCAAUAGAGCAAAGAUUUGAAGAAAUUCAAGUUGAAGAAGUCAGGGCUAAGCGCCAAGCUGAGAUUGAAGCUCUAAUGAAAGACAAAGGCAAGAAUGCUGAAAGCAGUGUUGCAGUAGCUGAAAGAUCAAUCGUUCCAUCUUUAGUCGUUGAAAAUCCUGUUCCUAUAUCUUCAGUAUCUGCUGUUUUUGAUGAAGAUGUAUCACUUGAAGAUCUGAUUGGGAAUGACGAUGAAGAAGAUGAUGAGGAGGAUGACAUUGAUGAGGGUGAUGACGAAGAAGAUGAUGAUGAUGAGGAAAAAGUGUUUUCUGCGAGUAGUCAUGGUUCUGGCAAUGACAAUGAUGACGAUGAUAAUCAGGGAGGUACAGGUGUUACUACGACUGAAGCUUCCAAAGAAAAGAAUGUCGAUGAUUACAUGAAUGAUGGUGCGAAUGAAGAAAUAGAGGAAGCUGAUGGAAAGGGGGAGCAUGUUGAUAAUCAAAACAUUGAUCAAGCUGAAAAAUUAAUUCUUCGAAUUGAACCUCAUGUUGAAGAAGGUGAGAUAAGGCAUACUUACACGUUGGAUGAAGUAUCGAAGAUGUUCAAUGUGAAUGAAGCUGAGUUUAAGUUUGAUUUCGAAGAAGAACUGAAUGCAUUCGACAUCAACCAUCAACCAAAGUAUGAAUAUAAGUAUGUGGAAGACGCAAAUGUAAGGAAAGUUUCUGAGAUUCUUAAAGACAAAAACUUUGAUGGCACCACAAAAGAUCCACUGAAGGAAGAACGUAAGAAAUGGUUCAAGGAAAGCAAUGAACGUAAAUUCAAACGUCCGUUGAAGUAUUAUCAGAGAGACAGAAGUAUUUCUUUGGGGGAUAUCAUAAGCUGGGGAUUUCUACCGCAGGUUAAUGCUUAUGCGAUCAGAAGAGAAUGUGGUGUUCAGUAUUUCGAAAAAUUACAUGAUGUUAUGUCCCUUCCAUGGUGGGAUGUGGAUGAGUUAUCGAAAGUAAGAACCUUGGGGUAUCCUGUCAGGAAGAAUGAUAUUGCAAUGUGGGGCCUGAUAAAGUUUGAGGCUCUGAAAGACUUCAAACACUGGAAGCCUCAUUACCCAAAGAGAGUUCAAAGGGUAGAUCUAGUGACAAGGAUUGAAGAGAAUAUUCUGAAUGUUAAAAAGCCGAAAACGAUGAAAAACAUUCCAGUGCCCAAGAUGGAACAUGAAUUUUACAAAGGUUUCAUGGGCUGGGUGUACAGUUGUAUAUCUACUGAGGCAGUGAUCACGUAUAGAGCUGGGAAAGAGAUUAGAGAGAUUUUUGUCUACGACCCGAUGUGGUUGCUGAACUACUCAGCGAAGGAUAUUGAAUGUUUAUUCAUCAACAAGAUCCGUUUCCAAUCUGAAGACAAGGAGCAAGCGAUGCAGUUUCAAAAGGUUGCAAAUAUUUGCUUUCAGAAAGGCAUAAAUUUUGAAAGUAAAUGGAAUUCAAAAUGGUGGUCGCUUGAAGAGAAAGAAAAGAAGAAGGCUGAACGAGAAAGGAAGAAACUUGAUGAAAACAAAGGGAAAUGGAUGAAGUUGCAGGCUGAAGAAGCUCAGAAAGCGAAGAAAGAGAAUGAAAGGUUGAGGAACUUGCUUAGGAAGAAGCCUAAGUCAAGAGAGGAAACUUUCAAGUCACUCUGA